ACAUCAUUGCUAGCUGGGUUUGUUCGUCACAAUUGCACAAUGGCUCGUCGUUUUCUUCUGUGUCGUUUGCAAUGAGCUUGGAUGUUGGGCAUCAAUUGUAAAUUGGGCAGGACGCUCCACACUUUAGGUAGGGUGGCGAAAGCGUUAGAGAAAGAUGCGGAUUUUGGAACAGGCGGCUGGAAGCCUUGCUGCUGCGGAUGACAUUGAUAACCCGAGGGUAAGCGCUGAAAAGGAAGAUUCCUCGGCGCUGAGCCCAUGUUUACAGUGCUGUCGGAAACAGAAAGGAAUUCGAAUAUAAUCCAGAUUUCAAGGGUUAUUUUCACCUAUUAGAGGCAAGGCUCUAAAAUGACUCCCAGCACCUAUUCGCCUCUCUCAUCAGCACCGAUUGCAUGCGGAUUUUACAUCACUGCAGAGAAGACUUCCUGGUUCAGGAGACAAGAUAGAUAGCCAUAACUAAGCAAAAACAAGAAUUUUUAAGGGCCAUUUUUCAUUAACGCCUGCUUCAAGGGCUUUUCGUGGAUUGGAUUUUGCACGUUUUAUCAGUGGUUUUUGCAGCCCGCUGCUUGAAAUGGACCUAUUAGGUACGAUUAGGGAAAUCAGUAUCUAUUGGCCUGUGUACAGAAAGAGGACGAUUCCUGAUGUCGUCAAUGCCGCCUUCAGCCACCUAUAAACACUACUUGCAUAUUUUUUUUUAAUUCUCAGAAUCGGAGGCAAAUGGGAUAUUUUUAUCUUUUAACAUACACAGCAAUUUGGAUGAUGAACAUGUUUACUUGUGUCAAGUAUGUCUGGAUUUAACUGUUUUAUUUUAAUAUAGUGAAUGUGUUUUUUUGUUGCUCAGAGGUUAAUUUUUAAUUUGCUGGACAGGUGAGCACAGCUGGCUGGCUCAGUGUUGGAGAACAGGAUGAAGGAACUAUGCCGGAUUUGUGCCCGUGAGCUAAGUGGCAAUCAGCGAAAGUGGAUAUUUCACACAACCACUAAGCUUAAUUUGCAGGUCCUUCUGUCCCAUGUGUUGGGUCGGGAACUGGUCCGAGAUGGUAAAGGGGAAUUUGCCUGCAGUAAGUGUGCCUUUAUGCUUGACCGCAUGUACCGCUUUGACACUGUUAUUGCUCGCAUUGAGGCACUCUCUAUCGAACGUCUGCAGAAGCUGCUUUUGGAGAAGGAUCGUCUUAGGCAGUGCAUCUUAACUCUGUACCGCAAAAACAACACAGAUGAGUCCGCCCUUGAAAACAAACCAAUGGAUUGCACUGUUGACAUAUCUGGUCUGCCUGACGUUAAAUACAAUGCAUUACUCCAAGAUGACUUUGCCUAUUCCAGUUAUGAGUCUUGGGCAGAACAUGAAGAACAAACUCUGGAGCUACAGCACCACUGCCAUGUUUCAGAGGUCUCAAUGCACAAGUCAAGAAAGUGCUGUGGCUGUUCAGCUCUGAGAGUAGCAGACUCAGACUAUGAAGCUGUGUGUAAGGUACCUCGCAAGUUGGCCAGGAGUAUUUCUUGUGGACCUUCAACAAGGUAUUCUGCUAGUGUGUUGGGGAGCAUAUGCACUGAAGAAUCCACUGUAAUGACACCUGUUCUGGAGGUUUUCCCAGCAGAAUCAAAUGAUGAUGGUACUACUGUAGGCCCUGAUGUAGUUCAGAAAAUGAGUCCAGCUUCCUCUGAAGAAUCUUUAGACACUACAGUUGAAAUUGAGCAAACUGUAGGGAAAGAAGAAGAAAUAAUCAAGGAAGACCAAAAAUCAGAGUCCUGGAAUGAUGAUCAUCUAAUUCAGCACACUAUAAAUGGGCAUUUGAGCAAGUUGGAUUUUGCUCUUACCUUAGUAAAAACUGUUGAGUACAGGCCUAUAAAGAGUCCUCAAGGCAGCAAGUUGCCAAUUAUGGUAAAACCUCGCUCAGUUGGUGUUAGUAGCAAGCGUGUGUUAUAUGAUGUCUCAGCAAGACUUCCUUCCAGUACAGAGUUCCCCUUCAGGUUUCAGGAGCUGGUGCCUAUGCAGGUUCAGCAAAUGGAUCUUUCAGAACUUGAUGAACUGUGGGAGGAUGUGUGUGUGGAGUAUAUGCCUUUUCAAUUUAAGAAUCUCAUCGAGGAACAGCAGAGCCAGCUUAAUCAAUAUGAAUGUGCAGCUGGCCAAUGUGUCAGUGAACUACAAAAAGCCCAGCUUCAGGUGCAGUCCUUGCAAAAGAAAGUUCAGGAGACGGAGGCUGCUAAUAAGACAUUACAAGAAAAACUCAGUGAAAUGGAAUCUGAGCUGAGAGCAAUUAGGCAGGCAACUCAGAAUCAGGAGAGGACUAUUGAGGCUGUUACUGGCAAGAGCACAGAGGUUUCUGGAGAAAUUCUUGACACUGCACAACUGCAGGCUCAAUGUAUUGUUCUACAGAACUCCCUCUUCUCCCAUCAGCUGCAGCUACAAAAGACUCAGCAGGUUUUUAGGAAAAGUGAACACCAAAUUGAAGAACUUACAGGUGUGCAGAAUUGCCUCCGUAAGGAUUUACAGGAUGCCAUGCAGGAGAGAGAUGCUGCUGCCAAAUAUAAUCAGGAGCUUGCUUCCCAGUUGCAACAUAUUCAAGAUGAGCUUCAGAUGAAGGAGCAACAGAUUAAAGAUGCAGAACGUACAAUGCAAGCAGAGGUUCAAUUCCGGGAUGCCAAAAUUCAACGUCUAAAUCAAGCACUCUGUGACAAGGAUCAUCUUGUGCAGGAAUAUAUGGAAUAUUUGGAACAGCAUUCUCCACCAGAACAGAGCAGUGGCCGCCGGGAUACCUUGCUUGAUAAACUGAGAGCUCGCAUCAAGGAAAGGGACAAAGCUCUAGAGAAAUCAAUUGAUGAAAAAUACCGUGCCCUAGAAGAGAAAGAAAGUGAAGUUCACCAGUUACAACUGGCUUUACGUGAGAAGGAGCGUGACCAGGAGAGAUUACGCUGCAUUCUGUCUAACAAUGAAGAGACCAUUACUAGUCUGGACUCACUGAUGAAGAUAAAAGACAUAGAACUAGAACAAGCUUCCCUGACCUGUAGUAAUCUCCAGUGGUUCAAACAAGAAACUGAGGAAAAACAUCAGAGGUGUUUGAAAGAUAAGGAUGUGAUCAUUUCCCAACUAGAGAUGUCACUAAAGAGCAGAACCAAAGAAGUGGAGGAGUUGACAGCAGUUCUGCUUAACAAAAUAUCUGAUGGAGCUGAAGAGGUAAAACGUAAUCUUCAUGUGCGUCUUGAACUAAAGGAGCGUAUGGUGGAAGAAUUGCUGACAGACAGAAACCAGCGCAUGGCAGAACAUGAACAUGACAUAACUAAUCUCCUGAAGUCCAUUGAAGCCAGAGAUCAGCAAACAAAAAAUUCAGCAGAACAGCUAAAGAAGUUGAUUGUUGAAAAAAAUGCAGAGAUACAGGAGCUACGCAAACGGCUGAAUCAGAGUCACCGUGAAAUAUGUCAUCUGUCCAGAUACAAGCAGCAAUCAGGCCAGAGUUCAGAAAGUGAAACUGAUAGACUGAAACACCAAUUGCAGGAAAAAGAAUCUUUCAUUUUGGAAUUAAUACAGAAAAACUCAUAUAACCCAGAAGAACCAAUGAUGAGUUCAAGACCCAAUGAGAAUGCACACCACAUUUCAGAGGGAGUAUGUGAAAGAGACUGCAAGCUCCACAAGGAUCUUGAAUCUAUCAAAGAAGAACUUCACCUAGUAUUAAGAAAGGAAAGGCAGGCUCAGCUUGAUGUGUCUUCUUUGCAAUCUGUCCUGGCGAACCAAAAUGAAGAAAUGAAAAUCAAGCUUUCAGAUAUUGAGACUCUGUCUAGAACUGUUCAGAUCAAAGAAGAGCUUGUCAAGCAGUUGCAGAGACAAAUAGCAGAGCCCUCAGAUUUACCUGUGAUGGAGCAUCUUAUCAUGGAACUUGAGGAACGUCUCAAAGCAUCUUUAAAACAAGGAACCAAGACUCCAGAUAACCAGGACAUACUGGAGGCACUGGUUUCAGAACAGGUCAGGCUCAAUGAUGCUCUGAAAGCAGAGAUACAGCUGUAUAGUAGCCUGGUACAACUCUACACAGAUAGUGAGAGCUCUCAGAAAGGUCAAGCUCUGCAAAAUGAGCUGGAUGCUGUUCAGGCUCUGCGACUUCAACUAGAGGAAUUCUUGGCAAGAACCAGAGAUGGAUUUCUGGAGCUGGAGAAGACAAACAGGAGCCAGUCUGAUUUUGGAGGUCAUGGAACUGCAGAGGAAGAGUUUGACGACAGCCAGAGUGAAUUCACAGACAGCAUAGAAGAUGAAGAAAGCACCAAUGAGAAGACUUACUCUCCCUUCUUCUGUCAGGAGGUACCAAUAGAAAAAGAUGCUGUGAGAAAAGACUUAUCCCGAGGUGUCAUUAUCUCAGAGAGAGAUAUGCUGGAGCUGAGAUCAGAACUUCAAGAGGUGAAAAAACAGAAAAACACAGUGGAGGGCGAACUAAAAGAAUUGAAGAUGCAACUGGAGACUGCUGGCUAUGAAUCUCUUGCUCAAAUGAGGAGCAUGCUGCUGAGCUUGAAAAUGGAGAAUGACAAGCUGAAAAGUGUAGUGGCAGAUGUGAAAGGGGCAUGUGAGCAAAAAGGCAACGUCGAGAGGCUGAGCAUGAAAGGCCUGAGGGAAGAAUGCAGAAAGCUGAAAGAUAACCAGGAGAGCAUUGAAACAGCUGAGGGCCUGCAGCAUGAGCAGCAUCAGUUAAAACGUCAAGUCUGUGGAGAUGAGGUGGCUGCCAGCAGCAAGCAGCUUGUUGAUGGAGCCCAUGAGAUUCAGCUGAUAAAAGGAAAGCAAGGAGAGCUUGGACCUGCACAGGGCAAACGCUCAGCUUCUGGGGUACAGCUCAGAGAACGUGGGGAAAAGAGGAGACGUGGCAGCAGACCCUUUACUUUGGACCUUGGGGAUUUUAUUACCCAGAACGCUAUUGAUUCUCAGCAGUCCUCCAGAGGACAUUUUUGGGAAUACGUGGAAUCCAGUUUUCAUGAUGAGACUGAGCAGCUACGCUCUGAACUGGCUUUGAGUCAACAAGAAAGUCAGGAACUGAAAGAGAAGUUACUGGUAUCUGAAGCCACAGUUGAGGCCCAAGCAAGCCAGCUAAAACAGUACCAUACUCGACUUACCGAAACUUCAGUGAAACAGGACAGCAAACAAGUACAAGUUGAUUUUCAAGACCUGGGCUAUGAGACUUGUGAGAGAAGUGAAAAUGAAGCUGAGCGGGAAGAAGCCAGUAGCCCAGACUAUGAAGCAUUGGAUGUUCAUGGCCGUUUGUUUGGCCUGAUGGAUGAAAGCCAUCACCCCUUGUCCUCAGGAACUUUCACAUCUAGCUUGAAAGCUUGUGCUGGCUUGCAGGAUGAUACAGUGAGUUGUAAAGAUGUUCCAGUUUUGCACCAACACAUCCAGGAUUUGCGUGCCCAGCUACAGCGCUCUGAGAAAGUAAUCAGAAAUCUUCAGGCUCGUUUGCGCUCUGUUUCUGUCACCAGUGACUAUGCUUCAAGCUUGGAACGACCCCAUAAAGUUACUUGGGAUUUCGAGGCCUCACCAGCACAAAGUGGCUUGGAGGAGGAUGAAGGCUGGCAGUCAGAUGGAGUUGGAAUCCCCAUAGCUCAGCCUAACAAAGAACUGCAGGAGCUGGUGUCCCGAGUGGCUUCAUUGGAGGCCCAAUUGAAGACCUCUAGGAUUGAGGGCAAAAAUGGGACAGCUGAAUUGAAAUCAGCAGCUUGGCCAGGAAAAUAUGAUUCCCUCAUUCAAGCCCAAGCACGAGAACUCUCACAUCUGAGACAAAAGAUGCGCGAGAGCCGAGGGAUAUGUCACAUCUUGUCUCAGCAUCUAGGUGACACCACCAAGUCCUUUGAAGAGUUAUUGCGGGACAAUGACAUAGACUACUAUAUGGGUCAGAGCUUUCGAGAGCAGCUGGCUCAGAACAUCUCACUGGCAGAGCGUGUGAGCAACAAGCUGAGUAGCAGAGACAGAUCAGAAAUUGAUGACAAAACAGGGCAUGAACUUCUUGCUCUCAGACUGAGCAAAGAACUUCAACAAAAAGAUAAGAUUAUUGAAUCUCUUCAUGCUAAGCUUCAGCAACGUGUGGACACACCAACAAGUAGCCGAGCCCUCUCAGAAACAACAGAUCAUUCAGACCGGACUUCUUUCCUCUCUGACGAUCACGCUUCCACCAAUGAUGACCUUGAUGGAUGCUCUGAUGUGGAUGCUGCCAGCGAAUACACACAAGAAGGGCAGGUUUGCCUUGAGAGCCCAGUACAAUCAUGUACAGAUUCUCACUCUCACAGUGGCACUAUGCCACAAAAUUCAUCCAUCUCAUCAUCUAGCACUGCACCUAAUGGGGCUCAGCAUAAAACCGAUCCCAACAUGCCGUGUACCAAGCCUGACCUCUCUGAAUCCAGCCAGGCACCAAAAGGAUUCCAUUCUAGCCCCACAUCCACUACCAGUACUUGUACUCAUGCCCAGUGCCACCCCAAUCCCUCAGGCCCCUCUGGUCAAUUUGGUAAUUUGCCAUUUGACCCUAGAUCUACACCUGGCAAUCCCGCUUAUCAAAGCACUCCAUUUUCAUUGGCAGAAGUUCACCAGGAGUUACAGAUGCUGCAGAGGCAACUGGGAGAAACUUCAAGACACAAUAUUCCUCACCUUAAACCGCUGCCCCACUCCACUAGUUUUUCUGAACAACCGCUGGCAGAGUCCUCUGGCUUUAUGCCAUCUUCCCAUCAUCCAUAUCAUCAGAUCCAAUUUGGUAACAACUCUAAUGGGAAGGAUGGUCUGAUAGCAGAAGCUGAUUUGCUGAAUGCUGCUGGAGUCUGGGAUAUGUCUCAUCUUCUCAGACCCACAAGAAACUGUCAUUUUGGAGAUGUAUCUUCUGGAUCCUCUGGAUAUCAGUCUGGUAUUAACCACACAGGGACAGAUUUGAUUGAAGAACACUUGAGUGAAAUUCGAAGCCUUCGGCAGCGUUUGGAAGACUCUAUUUGCACCAACGACCGCCUAAGAAAACAGCUUGAAGAAAGGUUGUCAUCUGCUGGAAGAGAUACUGGACCCCCAACUAAUAUCUAUAUCCAGGGACUUGAGUCAGCUAGCCAACUGUCCAAUGAGAACCGAUCCUUGAAGGAAGAAAAUCUAAGUUUACAGGCCAAGCUAAAUCAAACCAGCAGAGAAAGUUGUGCAGAAUUGAAGCAGCUGCAAGAGGCAGUGCUCUCGGGAAGGGCAGAGCUGAAGCAAGCACAAAUGGAGACUGAACAAUGGCGAGAUGAAAGCAGAAGGCUUCAGGCACAGAGCUGUGAACAACAGCAAGAGAUUCAGCAACUGAGGCAAGAUAAGCAGGCGAGCCACGAGCAGAGCAAUAGGUUACAGCAUGAAGUGAAUUUGCUCCAGCAGCAGGUGACUGAGAGUCGACAGUUGCUACACACACUUCAAUCUGAGCUGCAGUUGUAUGAUAGGGUGUACAUGAGUGGUGGCGCUUUGUCAGCCUACACAGGGGAUGGCAGUUACCAAGGAGCUGUCGCGUCUUCCUUUGAGCUUAAUGAGCUGCUGAGAGAUACUCGGAACUUGCGCCUGCAGCUGGAGCACAGUAUCCAGGAGAACAGCUCACUCAGGCAACAGCUGGAGCAGCAGCUGGAUUUGUGUUCUGCAAGGAAUAGCGUGCGUCCCUCUAGUAUCAAUAUCUCCACGCCUGUGGAAACAGGCUGCAGAAGACAGCUCUUUCAAGAAUCUGUGCCCUCUCCCCCAGUUCGAGAUACAGGCCUGUUUAACCCUGUCUCUCCAUUCUCUGCGUUCUCCAAGUCGUCCGAGUUCAACGUUGAACAUGCUAAUGUUAAAGCAAGUGAAGAUGCUGUAAAGCACACUUCUGCAUUAGAAGGUGAUGCCCCGGAUGGAUCAUUUGCCAGUAAGAAUGGCCGUCAUGUUAUUGGUCACGUGGAUGACUUCAGUGCCCUGCAGCAACAAAUCUUAGAGGGGAAGAUGUUAGUUCAUAGAAUGGAAUCUUUGCUGCAGUCAUCACUUGGUUCUUCUUUCAUGAGCAGCAACAUGAGCAAGGAUCUCAAUUACUCAUCUAUUACGAAGUUACUUGGUAGCACGAAAACUCUGCGGCAGGUCUUGGAAGAAGCCACUGCACUCCUCAAGAUGUUCUGGAGGGCUGCUCUGCCCAGCACUGACAGUUGUAUGCAACAUGCCAGAAAGGAGCAGUCAAUGAAAGCAGAGAUUCAGAAACUAAAGCAGAAGAUCGCAGAGCAAGAGGGUAAUCUACAAAAUGCAAUUGAGAAGCUGAAGAAUACCAGCCGCACCAAAGAAAGCAUGGAGCAUUUUAUUGUUAGCCAGUUGUCAAGAACCCGCGAUGUGUUGAAGAAAGCCAGAUCCAACUUAGAGCUUUUCCAGAAGAAUGAGUACAGGAUUUCUUCUUCUAACUCCUGUUCCCCCUACUCUGCUGACACCACGGGAGUCCAGGCUGGAAAUCAGGGUAACUGGAAUUUCAUGAACCCUCACUGCCACGAGCCUUCUAGAAGAAAAGUCGGUCACAGACCAACAAAAAAGAAAGAGAAGAACAGCCAAGGAUUGUUGCAAGUUGUCAGCUAUUAGUUUGCACUUAGCCUUUUUGCAUUUCACAAUCUAAGGACUUUCAAAUUUUACCCUCUACAGACUGAUAUCAUGCUUCAUUUUUGGCAUUUAGAAAUUCUGAACAAAAUCAGAAGACUUGUCAAUGGCUUUGAAAAAGAAAAGUUUCUUCAGUUUAUAUAAAAUGAAGCUGAUCUUCCUUUGCCUAGAAAGUGUGCAUAACAAAUUACUGUAUUAUUUAUUUUAUUUUGUGGUUGCGAGUUAAUUUGCAUGCUUUACUCCAAAUAAUGGCAAACAGCCAUAUAAGUAUAAGGUAUACUGGAUGUAAAAAAGCAUUUUUGUCCCCCGGCAACAUGCUGCUACCUAAGUGACAUCUUCACUUCAGUGUUACCAUUUAAAGAAAUGAUAAUCAUGUGUUUUGGACAAAUUCCAAACUUAAAAUAAUUUGACAAGUAUAUGUAUUUUAUUUUCUAAACUGCCAAUGCAGUACAAUGAAAAAAACACAUUUUUUUUGCUGAAAAAUAUACUGGUGAAAAUAAUGCCAAGUGUUUUAGUCACAAAUUAGUUUUCUCAUUUGAGACACAGCAUGUGCAAUGGGGAUGAUGACAGUGCAGAAAAAGUAUUCUGUAAAUCUAAGACCGUCUGUGCAAUACUGAGAAGGUACAGUACUACUGAUUGAUGUGAUUACAGUCUCAAAAUCGUGAGCUAUACAUACAGUAUAUAUAUAUAUAUAUAUAUAUAUAUAUAUAUAUAUAUAUAUAUAUAUGAAAACAGGGAAACAUAUGCCUCCAAACCAAGAUUGCCAAAUUCUGCUAAGCCACAGCCGAGUUCUGCUAUUGACUUUGAUUCUGGAGAGGGCACAUGGGAGGACACCAUUAGCCUUAUCUUCUACCUUUAGUUUCUUUAAUCUGCUCCCACAUCCAAAUAGGAUUUUAAAUUUGGAUUCUUCAUAUUUUCCAUUA
Polypterus senegalus (gray bichir) is the source of this 9471-nucleotide messenger RNA. It is a transcript of the gene pde4dip, whose product is annotated as phosphodiesterase 4D interacting protein. NCBI's taxonomy places the organism in Eukaryota, Metazoa, Chordata, Cladistia, Polypteriformes, Polypteridae. Bases 902 to 8533 code for a protein of 2543 amino acids. The transcript has 40 exons. The record is from RefSeq and is a predicted model, not a curated record. Gene Ontology annotation, cellular component: microtubule organizing center.